AUGUCCACUGCUAUCAAGAAUCAGAUCGCCAAAUGGGCCAAAAUCCCUCCAAGAGGUAUAUCUCUAAAAGAAAUGGUUCAAGUUGGUCAACAUCCAAGUGAAGAAACUCUUUAUAAUGCUAGUAAAUUCAUUGUUAGAGAAUUACCAAUACGGUUAGCUCAUAGAAUUGAUGAAUUAGAAAAUUUACCAAAUGGUUUAAACAAGAUGCAAUCUAUUGAGAAAGUUAAAGAUUGGUAUACUCAAUCAUUUGAUGAUUUAUUACAAAUUAGUUCUAAAGAAGAUACUGGUGAUCCAUUUUUGACUGAAUUUACAAAUUAUAAUAGAACUGUUACUGAUUCAUUGAAAAAAAUUAAAAAAAGACAUGACCCAACAGUAGCAACAAUGGCUCAAGGUGUUGUUGAAUGGAAAACUUCACAAAAUUUAAAACAAAUUGAUUAUUCAAUUCAAUCUUUUUUAGAUAGAUUUUAUAUGUCAAGAAUUGGUAUUAGGAUGCUUAUAGGUCAACAUAUUGCUAUAAAUGAUGAACCUGUUAGAGAUAAUUAUGUUGGUGUCAUAUGUACCAAGACAAAUGUUGGUGAAGUUGCUCGUGAUGCUAUUGAUAAUGCAAGAUUUAUAUGUGAAGAAUAUUAUGGAUUAUAUGAAGCUCCUCAAGUUGAAUUAUAUUGUCCUGAAGAUUUAACAUUUAUGUAUGUUCCAGGUCAUUUAAUGCAUAUGUUAUUUGAAGUUUUAAAAAAUUCACUUCGAGCUACUGUGGAAACUCAAAUGAAAAAAAAUAGAGAAAGUCCUUCACCAGUAACUGAUUUAAGUGAUAUUAAAUUCCCACCAGUUAAAUUGAUAAUUGCCCAGGGGAAUGAAGAUAUAACAAUAAAAGUUAGUGAUGAAGGUGGUGGAAUUGCAAGAAGUGCAGUCCCAUUGGUAUGGACUUAUUUAUAUACAACAAUGGAAGAUACACCAGAUCUUGAUCCAUCAUAUAAUAAGACUGAUUUUAGAGCUCCAAUGGCUGGGUUUGGUUAUGGAUUAGCAUUAAGUAGAUUAUACGCUAGAUAUUUCGGUGGUGAUUUAAAAUUGAUUUCAAUGGAAGGUUAUGGUACAGAUGUUUAUUUACAUUUGAAUAGAUUAAGUACCAGUAGUGAACGUUUGCAAUAG
Hansenula ciferrii is the source of this 1146-nucleotide messenger RNA. It is a transcript of the gene PDK2, whose product is annotated as PDK/BCKDK family protein kinase. The transcript has a single exon. The record is from RefSeq and is a predicted model, not a curated record. The coding region runs from base 1 to 1146 and encodes 381 amino acids. Gene Ontology annotation, cellular component: mitochondrion. Gene Ontology annotation, biological process: regulation of glucose metabolic process; protein phosphorylation. Gene Ontology annotation, molecular function: pyruvate dehydrogenase (acetyl-transferring) kinase activity. Lineage: Eukaryota; Fungi; Ascomycota; Saccharomycetes; Phaffomycetales; Wickerhamomycetaceae.